Molecule: messenger RNA, 1656 nt
Organism: Peniophora sp. CBMAI 1063
Lineage: Eukaryota; Fungi; Basidiomycota; Agaricomycetes; Russulales; Peniophoraceae
Source: the annotation of a GenBank genome assembly
AUGGAGAUCCAAUCUAUGCCUGACGAUAUACUAUGCGACGUAUUCAUGGCUUUAAAGGAUGCGUACCCUCCGCAUAAUGCCGCGCAACGCGUUGGCUGGCUGGUGGUCACCUUCAUCGAUCGGCGAUGGCGCUCCCUAGCGCUUACGUACGCCAAUCUUUGGACAGAUCUGCCAGUCGAUCUUGGCCCAGAGUGGUUGCGACUGUUCGUAUCGCGAAGCAGGGAUGCUUCGUUGGCAUAUGAUGAUGUAGGAAUGGUGAGCAGCGACAAAGCACUGCUCGCACGCGAGGAAGCUUGCACUUCGAUACUACCGGCGCACAUGCAUCGCUUGUACAAGAUACGGAUGUAUAACCCCCCGCAACACCGUUUGCAAGUGGCGUUAUCACGCCCUGCACCCGUGCUCGAAGACUUGACUCUGUUUGGAUACAUACAUGUGGAUGCGCAGCUCUUUCUUGGACAGGCUCCUCGCCUGCGGUCCUUGGCCUUGGUAUUCUACCCCACCCAAACAACGUUAAUUUCGGCGUUCGAUGCGCAGCCUACUGUUCUGCAAGGGCUCACGUCGCUCACGCUCGAACUACUGCAUGACCAGGUCUUGUCAGUUCACCGUAUUACGGAAAUUCUGCUUCGUACGCCGAAGCUCGAAAAGCUCAGCUUGGCGAUUUCAAGCGGUCCGUCGUUCACCCUCAUAUCCGACAUAACAUGCCAUUCUUCUACGAAUCUGGCCGAGCUGGACAGCCUCAAAACAUGCACGCUCGGCGGACGCGUCGAUAUCAUGGCCCAUGUGUUUUCGCACUUGAGAUUUCCGCCAUCCGUCACGAUGGCUAUGACCUGCAACUGUAGCGCGCUAAGACCGCAACCGGGUCCACGUAUACUCCUCCAGUUGGCGGAGGCCCUCACCCGGUGGCGUGCUGGAUACGGGAAGCAUCCUAGCGCACCAUUCGUAGUAGCACACCUACAGGGUGGCACUGAGAGGAGUACCACCUUGAAGUUCGCAUCUGGACGUGUCGUCGAAGCACCAUACCCCUGCUCAUUACCGUCAGACAAUGUCUUCACCUUGGUUAUCAAGGGUCAAGGAUCAUCAAGCACCGCUUCAUUGGAGGACCCGGGAGCGACUAUCUACUCCGACAUACUCCCUACCGUCUUCAGUCACGGGGAGGCGCUGCGCUUUCCAAAUAGUCUUCGUCACUAUUUCGGGCGUACGUUGCCGAACUUGCGAGAGAUAUGCUAUCCACCCUACUGUGACCAAUCCAAACUCGUUCCGAGCUUAGAGCUCCUACCCUCUCUGCGAGUCAUGCACUUGAUCGGUCCUACGGCAAUCGGCGAAAGGGACGAUAGCUAUGAGGACCGCCAUGAUCCCAACUCUGAGGCUUCAACUCGGAGAUGGGAUCGACUACGUUCAGUCCUGCGCGCGAGGCGCGAAGCAGGCAUGCCUUUGGAACGCAUCGUUAUCCAUGAAGAUAUCAGUGCCCCUGUAAGACGGCGGGAUAGCGAUCGAUAUGAUACUGUGAAGAAGUUCAUGGAGGGCGUCGUUGACAUUGUCGUGUACCGGACCACGGAGCCAUUUUGGGAGGAAGGCCGUACUCAGCUACCAUCCGGCAUCCGGGAUCGCUCAUCAAGAGCGACGCUCAUUUCAAUGUACAGGGACGAUGAUUUCUGA